AUGAAUCAACGAAGUUCGUUUGGGGUUGACAUGGACUCAUUUCAGAAGCUUGUUGAUGGAUUGGACUUUCAUUCGCGCGACGAACUGACAGGAAGACUUCAGGAGGGUGAUCAACAACGAUAUCUUGAUGUUUGCAAGAAGUUUGAACCUUGGGGACGGGAAGAUCUUAUACAUCUUUCAAAAAUUGCGCCGCCAAACUUCUUUGUUGAUAUUAUCGCCUCUUACAAGUCAAGGUCGAAACUUAUGCCACCAACUGAAGACACACUUCGCGUCCACACAGAGCUCAGAACCAAGUCAAUUGGUGAGAAGCGAAAGAAUAUCAACAAGACAUGCAACCUCAAUAUUAUUCCACCCGAAAUCAGGGAGCAGGUCUUCCGUCUUAUUCUCAAGGAUUACUUUGAGGAGUUCCCUGAACGUUCAGUGCUGGUCUACCAAAACUGGAUCAUGGGACUCUGUAAAAAGAUCGUUGUAUCAGGAAACGCAGGAUUGCCUCUCAAAGAUCUUCCUGCCUUUGAAAUCGCUUUGAUCCCUGAUCAGAAGCUCUAUCGAGAGUUCUUUGCUUUGAGGAUUAAGCAAUGUACACUUGAACUUCGUCCUAGCGUUACUUGGAGCCAUGUCUAUAGUUUCCCUCCCGAAGUUCAAGUUGCAGAUCCACCUGAGGAGAUCACGGAGUGGGUGACCGAUAGCUCGAAAAGCAGUUUUGAGUAUAAGGCGUGGGUUUAUUUGCAAGAAAAAGAGCUUGGCCUUCAUCCCAACAUCGGCGAUAGUAAUCAUAAUCUGCCUCUACGUGGUUGGGUUUUGCAUUAUCCUUCUCUCUCGAAAUUAUCUCCAACAAUGUUGGAUAAUAUUCGCAGUAUUUACAUCAUCUUAAGCACCGAUUACCUUUACACACAGUACAUCGGUGCUGAGCGAUGGAAAAAACGCUCUGCUCCUACAUUCGACGAUCUCAGCUGCAAUCUGAAUUACGCUGCGAACCUAGCCUCCCUCUCUUACAUUCUGGGCCAUGAAAGACGGGGUUCCGUAUACCCGAUCAUUCACAACGAGACCCUCCGUUCUAUCACGGUCCUUCCAAUUGUCCUCCGCUCCCUCGAGAACUCCCUCGCUGUCGAUCCCAAGCAGAGCACUCCAAAUACCAACACUCAUUCUUUGAUCCCCGCACCUCUAUCCCAGCUCACAACGUUCAGUAUCAAGACUUUCGAAACCAAUAACCCCCCCGGAAUAUGUGGUGGGCCCAAACACUGCGUAGAAGACCCUGCUAGCCUGCGUAAAGGCGCGGAAGUUAUAAAUAGAUUACUGGCAAUUUCUCCGGAGAUAUCACGGAUUGCGAUGGUACCUGAAAUGGGCCGGCGAUUUAUUAAUAUAGGAUGGGGAGUUAGUUGUUACCAGUUUGUCUGGGCCGCGGGAGACGGUAGAAAAUUGUUGAUUUGUGAGAAGACAGAGAGUGAGCAGUAA
Molecule: messenger RNA, 1452 nt
Organism: Botrytis deweyae
Lineage: Eukaryota; Fungi; Ascomycota; Leotiomycetes; Helotiales; Sclerotiniaceae
Exons: 4
Coding region: 1-1452 (483 amino acids)
Source: RefSeq, a predicted model, not a curated record